Molecule: messenger RNA, 1518 nt
Organism: Gaeumannomyces tritici R3-111a-1
Lineage: Eukaryota; Fungi; Ascomycota; Sordariomycetes; Magnaporthales; Magnaporthaceae
Exons: 3
Coding region: 1-1518 (505 amino acids)
Source: RefSeq, a predicted model, not a curated record
AUGUAUCCUCAUCUCGCCGUCUGUCUCGUCGUGGCUUGUGCCUCGCUGCGGGCAGUAGCCGGCUUCACGCUCUAUGAAGCUUCAGCUCUGGGCCCUGAGCUUGGGGACAGCUGCAUAAACUCCUUGACGGCAAACAUCGACUGCCACGAGCUUGUGCGCUCGUGGGACACCCCAUCCUACCGCCCGUCUUUGGGCAAUGUUAGCCUGACGGACGAGGUCUGCGCGGGGACCUGCGACGGCUCGCUGAAGUCCUGGUUCGGCGCGGUCAGCUCUAGCUGUGCUGGCAAAGCUCUCCAUGGCAGUGUCGCCACGAGGCUAGGUGGCUACAUGUGGGCAGGCUACAACGAGACCUGUGUGAAAGACCCCGGGGCGCGGCAGUAUUGCAACGAUAUCAUUGCAAACUUCACUCUGGUUCCCAGCUACACCCAGAUGCCGCAGACGGAGCUUUGCCACACUUGCUACAUUCGCCGGCUGGCCUUUAUGCAGUCAUCUCAGUACUCAAUCUACGACGAGUUUUACAAGGUAGAGCUUGAAUACGUCUACUCAAAGUGCGGCGUGUCGGGGCCGACCGACAUCCCUCCGCCUCUCACGGUCGGGGACCCGCCAGCGGCGCCCUACUGCGUCACCGGGAAACGCUACACCACCGCCGCGGGGGACACGUGCGAGUCCAUCUCCAACAAGACCAGCGUCUCUUCGGCAGCACUGUACAUGGGGAACCAGGACCUCUUGCCGGACUGCAGCAGGGUCUGCGCGGGCCUGUCCCUCUGCGUACCUAUAACCUGCCAAACGUACUAUGUGCGGCCGGCAGAUACGUGCGCCACCAUCGAGGGGUCGCUGGGCCUCGAGUUUGGCAUCCUGCGCAACUACAACUCGUGGCUCGACUGGGAGUGCGAGAACCUGCAGCCGGCGACCGACUUCUACGGCAAGAUGAUCUGCGUCAGCCCCCAGGGCGGCACCUUCACGGGGACCGCCAGCCCCAAACCGCCACUGCCGACGGGCGUCUCGGACGGGUACACGGAAACGCGUGUCCCACCGCCCGAGUGCGCCACCGUCGCCCAGGGCACGACGCUCAACUGCGGCAGAUGGCACGUCGUGGCGCCGGGGGACUCGUGCAGCUCCAUCUGCGUGCAGGGGGGCCUGACCAUCUCGCUGUUCAAGACGGUCAACCCGUCCGUCAACGCGGGCUCCUGCUCCCUGUCGCUUCAGGAGGGCACCGCGCUGUGCACGGGGCCGACGUACAAGUGGAACGUGACGGAUCCCGCCGCCACCAAUAGCUUGCUCGGGACGGCUUUGCCGACGUUUGUCGAGGCAGAAAGUGCGUCUAGAAGCACAUCUACGGGGGAAGCGGACGCAGAUAGGCUCAAGAAGGACGAUCCCGAGUCAUUUCAUGGGCGCCUUGGCUCCAUGGCCUGGCCGCAUAUUGAUUCUCAUGCGUCGUACAAAUACAUGGCCUACGAGUCCGAGUUCUUGAGGCUCAGCAAAAAGACCCGCGUUCUUGCAGGAGGUGUGGUGACAUAG